AAUUAAAAUAAAUAUUUCUUUUCAAUAUCAAUAAAAAAGAAAUAGGAAUUUCAUUAAAAUAAAGAAUAUUGAGUUCGUCAAUUGGAUUGAAUCCAUUUGGAUUGAAAAUUGGGUGCGUUCACGAAAUCAAUUGGAUUGGAUCAACUAGAUCCAUUUGGAUUGGAUUUUACCAAUCCAGUAUACGAUUGAAUAUAUCGUUCCCAACUACCAGUCUACCAUCACAUGUUAUCCCUUAUGUCCCACCUACAUAAAUUUAAAUUUCACUUUACGCGCUUCACGCUGAGAAAACUUUUUAUAAAAAUGAUAAUAAUACGCAAAGUUAAAUAUUGUAAUAAUAAUAAUAAUCUUUUAAUAGAACAGACAGGAAGAAGUAAAACCAAUCAAGUACAAAUCGAGUUGGCAGGUGUAGUAAUACAGAGGCAAAACUGCACAAUAUUCUGCUGAACAGUGCGCGAUUAAAUGGAAAAACAUAAAAAAAAUUAUAUAUUUAACCUUUUUUAUUUUUGUAUCCUAUUAAAAUUAUUUUGUUCAGGAUGAUGUGGAUCAUAGCAAAAAAUCUGGCAAUAAUCCAAUCGAAGUACGAUAUAAUCAGAAGUAGAGGAAUUCUUGAUGGGUUGAUAGGAAUCGUCCAAGUUUAACCCCAAAGUUACUUGAUAGUAGUUUAGAUCUUGAAGCUGGUAUAGAUAAGAUGAUGUCUCAUUUAAUGAAAUAUCUGAUCGAAGAUGAAUCUACUCAAGAAGAAUUACGAAAAGCUAACAGAUCUGAAGUUAAGUUAAACAUAUGUUGGAAGAUCUUAUCUAUCAAAAGAAUGGAAGAACAAAGAAAGAGAGAAACUGAAAGAAAAGAAAGAGAAGAUCGAAGGCAAACAGGAAUUGAGUUUACUAAUUUCUGAUUUGAAUUCUAU
Messenger RNA from Rhizophagus irregularis DAOM 181602=DAOM 197198, 904 nucleotides. The record is from RefSeq and is a predicted model, not a curated record. NCBI's taxonomy places the organism in Eukaryota, Fungi, Glomeromycota, Glomeromycetes, Glomerales, Glomeraceae.